AAGGAGGCGAUGUCAGAGUGUAUACGCGGUGAACUUACGGUUGGCCAAAACCAGACCCACCCUGGUUGUUGAAGAUUCAGAGGUCGAACCUCCGUUCCCAGGCCACCUCUGGCAGCGCGACAGCCGCCGCUACCUGCACCGUAUUAGCUUGGGUUCUGCCAAAAUCGAUAGUAUUCUGCAUUCCUCUUGUAGCAUGGCAACAAGAUUACAAUUCGAGAAUAAUAAUGAUAUUGGGGUUUUUGCUAAACUCACCAAUGCUUAUUGUUUAGUUUCAAUUGGUGGUUCUGAGAACUUCUACAGCACUUUUGAGGCUGAGUUAGCCGAUGUGAUUCCAGUUGUCAAAACCUCCAUCUCUGGCACUAGAAUCAUUGGACGGCUCUGUGCUGGAAACAAGAAUGGCUUGCUUUUGCCUCACAACACUACUGAUCAAGAAUUACAACACUUGAGGAGCAGUUUACCAGAUUCAGUUGUUGUUCAGCGCAUUGAUGAGAGAUUAUCUGCUCUGGGGAACUGCAUUGCAUGCAAUGACCAUGUAGCUCUGACUCAUCCUGAUUUGGACAAGGAAACUGAGGAUUUGAUAGCCGAUGUUCUUGGCGUGGAAGUUUUCAGACAGACAAUUGCUGGCAAUAUACUCGUAGGAAGUUUCUGCGCAUUGUCCAAUCGUGGUGGUUUGGUUCAUCCUCACACUUCUAUAGAGGAUCUAGACGAGCUUUCGACCCUCCUCCAGGUCCCUCUCGUGGCCGGGACUAUAAAUCGUGGUAGCGAAGUGAUUGCUGCAGGCUUGACAGUAAACGACUGGACGGCAUUCUGCGGAUCAGACACCACUGCCACUGAGCUAUCGGUAAUUGAAAAUGUGUUUAAGUUGAGAGAAGCCCAACCCAGUGCCAUUUCCGAUGAAAUGAGAAAAUCGUUGAUAGACAGCAUCGUUUGAGCUUAAGCCUUGAAGCUGUAUCGAAGUUUGUCACAAUUCACAGCUCUGUGUGUGAAUGAAGUGAAGCUGUGGCAUCUCCCAGUGGAUGAUUUCAUAUCAUUCCUUAUCUAUGGCCAUUUCUUUUUGGUUUUUGCUUAUGCUAUUAAUAGUUGAGCAGAUUCUAUACAUUACAGUGCCUAAAUUUAAUAUUGUGCAAUUAGUUUUAUACUAUUGUGUGAAUAUUAAAAGCGUUUGAAAGCUAGGUUUGUCAAUUAUGUGGAUUUUAUAAGCAUUUGAAAGAGGUUUGUCAUA
Molecule: messenger RNA, 1222 nt
Organism: Andrographis paniculata
Lineage: Eukaryota; Viridiplantae; Streptophyta; Magnoliopsida; Lamiales; Acanthaceae
Product: eukaryotic translation initiation factor 6-2-like
Exons: 8
Coding region: 194-931 (245 amino acids)
Biological process (GO): assembly of large subunit precursor of preribosome; maturation of LSU-rRNA; ribosomal subunit export from nucleus
Cellular component (GO): cytosol; nucleolus; preribosome, large subunit precursor
Molecular function (GO): ribosomal large subunit binding
Source: RefSeq, a predicted model, not a curated record